Molecule: messenger RNA, 2864 nt
Organism: Coffea eugenioides
Lineage: Eukaryota; Viridiplantae; Streptophyta; Magnoliopsida; Gentianales; Rubiaceae
Product: putative protein FAR1-RELATED SEQUENCE 10
Exons: 4
Coding region: 340-2385 (681 amino acids)
Biological process (GO): regulation of DNA-templated transcription
Molecular function (GO): zinc ion binding
Source: RefSeq, a predicted model, not a curated record
UUGGCCCAUCGCUUCAGGCAUCCUCCCAAGUCUCGACCAUUUUGCAUUUGCCCAACGUAUGUUCAGACUCAGCUGUCAGUCCAUAUCGGGAUUCUUUACCCAGGCGAACUCUCCAGCACUCAAAAAGGGAUCUUUCUUGCUCGCUGUUGCUGACGACUACAGCCAGCGUCACACGUCAAGGAAGAAGAGAAGGAAGAUACUGAAGAUUUCUACUAAAGGGCCAACUCAUAAUGUUUUACUAAUUCUUUACAGUGGGGUAGGUACAAUGCAAAAAUUUGAGGACUUUUCAAGGAGUUAUGUAGAUUUAUAAGCUAAAACAUCAAUUGGGUUUGGUGGAAAAUGGUGUCAAUACCAUCUAAAAACAUAUGGAUGAGGAGGCAGCAAUGUCCUUGUGGGGAUUGGAAAUGUUUUCUUGCAUACGAAGGAGAGGCUGAGGAUACUAUUAUUUCGCCCGAAAGUGCAGUUAAAAAUGUUGAUUUCGGGUCGUCCGAAGCUAUGGUUGCCCCUUAUGUGGGAAUGGUAUUCAAGAACGACAAUGACGCUUUCGAUUAUUAUGGUAAUUUUGCAAGAAAGAGUGGAUUUUCGAUUAGAAAAGAACGCUCGAGAUUGAGCCAACAACUUGGUGUUUACAAGAGAGACUUUGUUUGUUAUCGUGCUGGGUUUGCACCUGCGAGAAAGAAACCCACUGGGGAGCAUCAGAGGGAUAGGAAGUCUGCCCGGUGCGGGUGUGAUGCAAAGAUGUACUUGUCAAAGGAAGUGGUAGAUGGUGUUUCUCAAUGGUUUGUUGUGCAAUUCAGCAAUGUGCACAAUCAUGAGCUCCUGGAAGAUGAUCAAGUGCGUCUCCUUCCAGCUUAUCGUAAAAUUCAUGAGGCAGAUCAGGAGCGCAUUCUGUUGCUGUCAAAAGCUGGUUUUCCAAUACAUCGCAUUGUCAAGGUGCUUGAACUGGAAAAGGGAAUUCAAGGUGGACAACUGCCAUUUCUAGAAAGGGAUGUCAGAAAUUUUGUUCAAAAUCGCAAGAAACUCGUUCAAGAGACUGAUGCUUUAUUGAAUGAGAAAAGAGAAAAUGACACAAUGGAUCUUCUCGAGGCCUGCAGGGUGACUAAAGAGUCUGAUGCAUACUUCGUCUAUGAUGUCACUGUAGAUGAAAAUGACAAGGUGGAGAACAUUGCUUGGUCAUAUGGAGACUCAAUUCAUGCCUACAACAUGUUUGGUGAUGUAGUUUAUUUUGACACGACAUAUCGUUCAAUGACUUAUGGUAUGCUUUUUGGAGCAUGGCUAGGGAUCAACAACCAUGGAAAAAUUAUUUUCUUUGGUUGUGCUUUAUUGCAGGAUGAGACACCUCGUUCAUUUGCUUGGGCUUUACAGGCUUUUUGUCGUUUUGUGAAAGGAAGAUAUCCACAGACAAUUAUCACUGAUAUUGACCUCGGACUGAGAGAUGCUAUAAGAAGUGAAUUACCAAAUACCAGGCACAUUAUUUCUAUAUGGAACAUCCUACCAAAAGUGUUCAGUUGGUUCUCUCUUUUACUUGGACCAAGAUAUUCAGAACUCAAGUCUGAGCUUGAAGUAUUAUAUCACGUUGAGAGCACAGAAGAGUUUGAGUAUCAGUGGAGUCAAAUGGUUUCUCGGUUUGGACUUAACUCAGAUAGGCACAUUUCUUUGAUCUUUUCCCUCAGGCUGUUUUGGGCAUUGUCUUACAUAAGAGGUUGUUUUCUUGCACAAAUGGCAUCUAUAUCAUACUCGAAGUCUGUAGACACAUUUUUGAAAGGAAUUUUCAGUGCUCAGACUUGUUUGCGUAGCUUCUUUGAGCAGGUAGGAAUCUUAUCAAAUUACAAAGCUCAGGCAGCACAUGAGGACUUGCAGUAUAUGCAACUUCGGACAUGCUUACCUCUUGAACAGCACGCACGAAAUAUACUUACCCCAUUUGCGUUUAAUGCUUUACAGCAAGAAUUGAUCUUAUCUAUGCAAUAUGCUGCUUCUGAAAUGGCUAAUGGAUCAUAUCUUGUACGUCAUUUUAAAAAGAUGGAUGGGGAAUACCUUGUUAUAUGGAUUCCAGAAGAUGAACAAAUUCACUGUUCGUGCAAGGAAUUUGAGUCUUCAGGAAUCUUGUGUAGGCAUGCUCUUCGAGUACUUGUGGUGAAAAACUAUUUUGAGCUUCCUGACAAGUACUGUUUGAGUCGAUGGCGACAAGGAAACUCAUUAGUUUCUUAUGGUGAGCAUGGUAAUCAAAUUGGAAUUGAUAAAUGGUUUCAGGAAUUCAAUUGUCUUACAGAAACAUUAUUUUCUGAAGCAUCACUAGCAAAAGAGCGUUCUGAUUAUGUGCGUAAGGAAAUUACAAAAGAACUCACAAGACUCAUUAAUGAAGUAAGAGAUAUGCCAUGUAAUUGAAGGGCUAUUGUAACUUCAACACUCUUGACCAAUUAACGGAUUGUACUAGAAUCUGCUUAAGUAGAUGCACCUACUUAACAAGCUCUUUGUUUCCAAAACUGGGAUAUAAGGACAUCUAAGUGAUUUUACAAUCAGAAGGUUAUGGAGGGUGUGAAAUUUUGGAGAUGAAGAUUACAGCUUGAUAGUUUGGCAUGGCAGCUUCUCUAAUGACUAAGGGAUUACUACGUUAGCAUUAGCAUCCGCUGUCCCUGAUCAAUGGAAGAAAAGCCAAACAAAAUCUUCUCUGAUUUUGUUCUCCCUUGAGUUGGAAGUGUUUAUGAUCUGUUGUACGAUAGAAAAGGUAUUGCAGUCACAGGGUCUAACUACUUAUUCCUGCCUACUUACAUAUAUUAUAGACUCAUGUAAAUCCACUGUAAGUAGAUCAUUUACUCAUAGGUUUGGAAAGUCAAAUUCUAAACCACUUUUGAGCUAUUUAUUUA